Molecule: messenger RNA, 2176 nt
Organism: Lampris incognitus (smalleye Pacific opah)
Lineage: Eukaryota; Metazoa; Chordata; Actinopteri; Lampriformes; Lampridae
Gene: cfap99
Product: cilia and flagella associated protein 99
Source: RefSeq, a predicted model, not a curated record
AUGGCAUUACGUUACGGAGCACUUGUCAAGGAGGCAACUGUGCUGCUUGAUAAGUUUAAUGCCAGCAAGCUAUGUUUGGAUGACUUCAAUGAGGAUGCCUCAAAGAAUAUGGAGAGCAUGGGUGAUCUGGAUAAGACUUUUGUCCUUGAUGUCAUUUCUGGUUGUGUCGAGCACAAAAAGUUACUGGACGUAGUUGUCAAAAUCUUCUAUGGUCAAAAUGGGAAAUGUCUCUCCAGAGGUGAUCGCAACCAGUUUGUCAUUGUCUGCUACCUUGCCCUGUUCCUUCUUGAUGACCUUGGACUUCAAUGUUUUAGUAACAUUGUCAAAUCUCUGGACGUCAUAAAGAUGCACAAAUUCUUGAGUUUCUUCUUCAGUGUCACACACCUAACCACAUGGAUACAAGCUGAGUGGAGUAAGAUCUAUGAUGCUGCUUAUGUGGAGAGAAACCUGAUUGGCCCUCUGCUGAGGUGGCGCCCUAAGAUAGAGGUUCUGAUAGACGAGCUUGCUGUCAGAAUGUCUUGCAGGAUUCAAAUCAAGAAAACCACCAAAGCCACUGAGCCACAGGAGUUCUCUCUCACCAAAUCUAAAAACCGUCCUCUCCCCGUGCUUGAGUCCAUUCCACUACCAGAAAAACGUCAUCCAGUGCCAGAUAGCACUUACAGGGCACCACAGGAGGCAAAGGCCAUGGAGGAAAUCAAACGAAGAAACCGUCGUAAGUCUGAGCAACUGCUAUAUGAGGCAAAUAUUAAACAGUUCCAAUGUGCAAAUCCACAGAAGUCUGAACACACAAUGAACACAAUGGCUCAGAUCAGGGAAAGCUUUGAUUCCAAGCUCAAGUUCAAUUCAUUUCAAUCCUCCAGAGUGCCAGCCACUCACAAGACUGAAAACUGGCCUAUCAAGCUCAACAACACAGCCAUUCUAAGGGAGGGAGCGCUGUAUGACCGUCAGGUGGAGGAAGAGUUGCGAAGGAUGGACCAUCUCGUGGAAGGGGCACGGGAGCCCUCUUCUUUCCAACAGUGGCAGAAGGAGAUGCGGGAGCGAGAUCUUCAAGAGCAGCUGGCCCAGGUUGAACAAAGGCGCCUAGAGGGACGUAUCAGUUUUGAGGAGGCUGCUAUGACCCGCACACGCCUCAUGGAGCAUAACCAGCAGAUUGCAAAACUCAAGAAAGAAGAGACAGCUCAGCUGAUGCGGAGAUACGCUGAGAAAAGGAUACAGGAAGAGAAAGGAAUGAGAGACUUGGUGAAACAGGUGUCAGAGGGACACAAGAACUCUGCAGCAGCUAAAGGGAGGCUGCAGGAGCUCAAGCAACGAAUCGUUAAAGAUGUCUCGGAGCAGAGUCAAGAACUCCUUUGCCAGGCCCUAGAGGACGCACAGGCAGAGCUAAGUAGAAAAUUUGAGGUCAUCUGUGAGAUCCAUGCCAUAGAAUCAGUCCCUCUCAUCAGACACAAGUUUGUGGACAACACAGAGACAGCAGGGCAUGACUUGUUGGGAGAGAUGUCCCUGGUUGAGCUUAAGGAGCGGCUGGCCAUGCUGAAAGAGGCACAACAGCAUGAGCAGCAGGAGAGACGACAGCGCAUAGUGGAGGAGAAGCAAAGCAAGGAACAUCGUCUGCUAGAGCAGCUGGACAUUAUUGACCUCCACAGGAAAGCACGAGGACAGGCUGCAGUACGCAGGAAAGAGGGGGAGAAAGUCAGGCUGGGUGUGCAGCAGGCAGUGUCUGAGGACGAAAGAGUACUUGCUCUGCAGAAGAAACUGGAAGAGAAACGGCAACAACGCCAGAGAGUGAGGCAAAUUGAAAUGAACAAGGCCAAAAACUUCUGAAAUGGCAAAUGCACACUGUUGGAAGCAAGUUGGAAGCCCAAAAAAAUAAUAUUGAAGGAGCAACAUUGGGCCAACUUGGGGCAAAGCGUAUAGCACCAAGUCAAGAAGGAAGCCCCAGAUACUGUUUGUCAGAAGAAAACUCUCAAGACAUAGAAAAGAUACCGUGGAAAAUUCUCCAAAGACCUAAAAAAAAUUGUGUUUGAUUGUUUUAGAUUAAAAUGGUGAAUCAAUAAUGCAACACCCAAACUCACUGCCAGGAAUGACUAAUUCAAAUAAAUUACAUUCUCAUAUUCAUAUUCUUUUUUUCAAGCAUUUAUAAACGAUUGCAUUGAAUAAAAAUGGCCUAUCUCAAGAA